Leguminivora glycinivorella is the source of this 775-nucleotide messenger RNA. RefSeq lists its product as uncharacterized. The record is from RefSeq and is a predicted model, not a curated record. The transcript has 3 exons. NCBI's taxonomy places the organism in Eukaryota, Metazoa, Arthropoda, Insecta, Lepidoptera, Tortricidae. The coding region runs from base 17 to 454 and encodes 145 amino acids.
AAUAAUAGCAGUUUCCAUGAACCCUUGUCGUCAAAACAUCGCGUUGAUAAUUGUAUUUACUUUGAGUUUCGACCAUCGGACCGCCGCUCCAAAUGUAGAAAUCAAUCCAGUGCAAUUUUCGGACGAGUUUGUGGAUUUUCUGCAGAAUAUGGAGUCACGUGUUUAUAAAUAUAGGCAGAAAUACGUUGAGCCCAGCACGACAUCGACGGAGGCUUAUUACAUAUUGUGGCCGACGGCGGAACCAGUCACCACAAAGUCUGUAAAUACGGUUCGCAAGUCAUCGAACAGCGUCAACGGCAUCCUAAUGAUGAAGCUUGUCGCCUUCUACGAGAACAAAUACACACUCAACCCUGUCGUGCCCACCACGACCAACGCACCGUUCCCGGUCGUGUCGACACCGGAGCAGCGUGGCGUCAUGCAGUACCGGGCUAUACAAUCGUUAAUGGUAAUCUAGAACAGCGUGCGUAGCCGAAUGUACAAACGCUCACGAAACGAAACGCUCGUAAAUAUCUAUCUCUAUCGCUCUUGCGUAUUGGCGCGACAGAGCCAGACUACAUUUAGCGGCGCUUCGUUUUCGUUUUGCGUCGUAGAAAUGCCAUUCGGCUACGGGGCCUGAAUAAUGAAGAUUGGCGUUUUUUAUCUCGCCAAUAGGUACAUAAUAACACACUACUUUAAGGGUCGGUUGCACCAAACCGUCUGUCAUUGUCAUCAGCGUUCUCUUAACUGUUUAUGUGGGAAGUUCCAUGCUAAGAUGUGUGUGAACGACGGUCGCGCG